UUUCGUUGCAAUCGACAUAGCAUCUAUGCGUGGUAAAUUAAAGCACCGCGUGUUGAGACGUCCACCGUCGAAAUAGAAUCGCUUGAACUAUUCCCGUCCAGCGCGAAUGGUUGUGUUUUGAAACCCUUCGCAACGGGAUGGUUUCGAAAACCCCGUUAACUACGAAGAGAAUCUGCUGAAUCAUGAGCUUCUCUCGGGUCGUGAAGGAGUCUCCAGCGCUGAGCUCAUUCUCGCCAAACGGAAAACACUUGGCUGUCCCGUGCGCCGCAAAAGUUACAAUCUACAACUCCAUCACGUUCCAGGAGAUAGCUACGAUUUCUAAUGUUGACGUUGUUGACGCCAUAGAGUGGUCUCCCGACUCAAAACUGCUGUUGUGCUUGUUGCUAAAGCCCAAAAUAGUACAGGUGUGGCAUCCGGAGGAUACAACUUGGAAAUGCAGGAUAUCGGAAGGGUCGCUGGGGCUUAUAAGUGCAUGCUGGAGUCCUGACAGUCAGCACAUCUUAACAACAGCGGAUUUUCAGAUCAGGACGACAGUCUGGUCUUUGGUGGAAAAGUCUGUGCUUUACCUGAAGCAAGCCAAGUUGCCCCUGUCUCUGCGUUCAUUCAGUCAAUCCGGUGAACAUCUGGCAGUAGUUGAGCGAAGAGACUCCAAGGACUUCGUUAGCAUCAUCAACUGCAAGACAUGGACUCUUGAACAGAACUUCCCAGUGGCAUCCGAAGAUAUCGCCGACCUUUUAUGGGCUCCAAAUGCUGAGACAUUCUGCAUAUGGGAGUCUCCGAGAACAGGAUUUCAGCUCUAUGUUUACAGCACCGCUGGCGCUAAGCUUGCUUCGUUUGGUCUUAAUGAAGAGAUUAUUGGUAUCAAGUCACUGUCGUGGUCGCACUGCGGCCAGGUGGUACUGCUUGAGAGUUUUGACGACAAGAUAAUGCUGCUCGAGACAGUUGCUUGGGGCAAGCUGCUUGAUUACGAGCUCCCGGAAGUGCUUACAGACAACAGCAUGAUUAUAUAUAAGGAAGUCAAGACUAAACAAACCAUAAAGAGGGGACCAAGACCCAUUGAAAGUUACUACGAGGUUGUUCCUAUUCGGCCGGUGAGUCCUGGAUACCUGAUCAGGGUCGGCGACGGCUCGGAUGCGUUAUCGCAACAAACAGCCGUCAAGCUCAGUGCAAGUCAGAACUACCUGGCACGAAUAUCAGCAACAUUUCCGAACAUUGUCUUCAUCUUGGACAUCAGGAAGCUCAUCCUAACUGCUGUGCUAGUGCAUCUUACCCCUGUUACCUGUAUUGCAUGGGACCACCAAUCGGACAAGCUUGCCAUUUGCACCUAUGCAAAGCACCUUUGUUUGUGGACACCCUCCAAUGCAAUCACGCUAGAGGUACCCUGCAAAGGGCCUUUUCACAUAAAGCGUUGCCAGUGGAAUCCCAGACGGAAAAGCCUCAUAGUCCAUGGACAAGAUGCAGUUGUACUUUGCAGCCUGAGUCACUUGGACUGAGUGCAAAAACCCACGAAUGGCACGAUUCACUCGCAAGCAAAGGAAGACACGACAGUGCGUUUUAUAUGAAUAUAAGCCUUUUAUUGUAA
Messenger RNA from Rhipicephalus microplus (southern cattle tick), 1582 nucleotides. RefSeq names its product WD repeat-containing protein WRAP73. Gene Ontology annotation, molecular function: protein binding. NCBI's taxonomy places the organism in Eukaryota, Metazoa, Arthropoda, Arachnida, Ixodida, Ixodidae. Gene Ontology annotation, biological process: microtubule anchoring at mitotic spindle pole body. The record is from RefSeq and is a predicted model, not a curated record. Gene Ontology annotation, cellular component: MWP complex; microtubule organizing center.